GCUCUUCUUAGACUUUCUUCUCGACCACUGCUUCCCUUCUCCUCCCUCAAGAUGGCCCACGUCGUCGACACGCUGGAUGCACCUUCGUCAUAUCGAGACUCGCGCAGCACAAUCAGCCGACAUGAGCAGCAGGCCCAGCUCGAGACGACAGCAACGCUGUACAUCGGUAAUCUGAGCUUCUUUACGACGGAGGAGCAGAUGUAUGAGCUCUUCUCCCGCGUGGCCGAGCCGUCUCGAGGAGGCGGGAUUCGCCGAAUCAUCAUGGGUCUGGACCGCAACAACAAGACGCCAUGCGGCUUUGCCUUUGUCGAAUUCUAUACGCAUGCAGAGGCCGUCUCGUGCAUGCGCCUCAUCUCUGGCACCAAGCUCGACGAGCGCAUCAUCCGGUGCGACCUCGAUCCGGGCUACAAGGAGGGCAGGCAGUACGGCCGAGGCAAGUCCGGUGGACAGGUCCGAGACGAGUACCGGCAAGAAUUUGACAGCGGUCGGGGAGGAUGGGGUCACAAUCGGCAACGAGAGGAGGAAGAACGGAGGCUGGCAGAGGAGAUGGAGGCCAGGAGAAGGAGGGCCCACGAGGAGGUCUAUCAAGAGCAGGAGAGGGAGCAGGGCGGCAGAAUCGUGCCGUCAGGAGCAGAGGGCACCUACAUCGAGCAGGACUCAGAGCAGAGGGGAGCAGCUGCGAUGGCGGCCAACGGGGCACCAGAGCCGGGACCUGCUGCUUCCAAGAGGUCCAGGGACGAGAGCGACGAGCCGGAGAAUGCCAGCAAGAACCCACGCUUCAGAGAAGGUCGCGACGAGGACGAAGACGAGGAGGCGGGUCCGUGAGAUGGUCCGUCAGAAAAAUAACAUUGAUUUGUCACCACAUGAAGCGCUGCUGCUCGGCUGAAUCGGGCCACUUGAAAGGUUUCUUUAGAAAGAGGUACAGUGUGGCUGCAUUGAUGGCGACCAUCCAUGCCGCUUCCGCAAGCAGGGCGGGCGAGGGAGCCGAGGCUGGUCUUUGAGCCUCAUCUUCAGGUUUGUCGACCGAGGAAGAACUGCUU
Acaromyces ingoldii is the source of this 1040-nucleotide messenger RNA. Its product is annotated as RNA-binding domain-containing protein. Gene Ontology annotation, biological process: mRNA cis splicing, via spliceosome. The transcript has 5 exons. NCBI's taxonomy places the organism in Eukaryota, Fungi, Basidiomycota, Exobasidiomycetes, Exobasidiales, Cryptobasidiaceae. Bases 52 to 825 code for a protein of 257 amino acids. Gene Ontology annotation, molecular function: RNA cap binding. Gene Ontology annotation, cellular component: nuclear cap binding complex. The record is from RefSeq and is a predicted model, not a curated record.